AUGGCCAUCGGAUUACAUGCUUAUAAAACGAAGGCUAACAUAUCUCCGAAAAGAAUAAAGGGGAAGGGGCAGUCAGAUGAACGCAAUAACAAUACACUAUUAUCAAGUAUUCAGUUUGAUGGGGGUGGAGAGAGGAACGGAAUAGAUGGAAUUGCUGAUGGAAUAGUGGGGAUUGUUGUUGGAAGUGUGGGCAGUGAGUUGGCUGGCAAUGGAGGUAGAGUAGUUGGCAAAGGUGUUGUAGGCAAUGCUGAUUUCGGCAAUGAUGGGAUUGAUGGCAAUGGCGGCAAUGUGGCCUUUGGCAGAGUCAGGGUAGUUGGAAAUGAAGGCAAAGGGUUUGAGGGCAGAGGUGGAAAUGUGGCCUUGGGCAGUGUUGGUAGUGAGCUGGCUGGCAAUGGAGGUAGUGUCGCGGGCAAGGGGGUCGGCACAGUAGGCAAUGCUGAUUUUGGCAAAGAUGGGAUUACAGGUGGGGUGGUAGGCGGUGUAGGCAACGGGGUGGAUGGCAAUGGUGGCAAGGUGGCUUUUGGAAGAGUUGGGGUAGUUGGAAGUGUAGGCAGGGGGUUUGAGGGCAUUGGUGGCAAUGUGGCCUUGGGCAGUGUUGGUACCGAGGGCAACGGGGGCAGGGUGGCCUUAGGCAGUGUUGGUGCCGAGGGUAGUGGAGGCAAUGCAGUCUUGGGUAGAGAGGGAAUUGUGGGUAGUACUGGCAAUGCUGGUGGAGGAGCCGCUGCUGUGUCCAAGAGGUGGCGAGCUGCUUGGCUCUUAUGGGUACUUGACAGUAGCAACAUCAUGGCCAAAGACAGAACGAAGAAAAGCUUAGAAGAAGUCAUGUUUGAGUUUAAAGGAGCUGCCAAGGCAAAUCUCAUCAGAAAAGAAAUGUUGUUUCUUUUUGAUGGGGGUGGAGAGAGGAACGGAGUCGAAGGAAUUGCGGAUGGAGUUUUGGGGAUUGUUGGCGGGAGUGUAGGCAGUGAGUUGGCCGGCAAUGGAGGUAGUGUAGUUGGCAAGGGUGUUGUAGGCAAUGCUGAUUUCGGAAAAGAUGGUAUUGAUGGCAAUGGCGGCAAUGUGGCCUUUGGCAGAGUUGGGGCAGUCGGAAGUGAAGGCAAGGGGUUUGAGGGCAGGGGUGGCAAUGUGGCCUUGGGUAGUGUUGGUAGUGAGCUGGCUGGCAAUGGAGGUAGUGUCGCGGGCAAGGGGGUUGUCGGCACAGUAGGCAAUGCUGAUUUUGGCAAAGAUGGGAUUACAGGUGGGGUGAUAGGCGGUGUAGGCAACGGGGUAGAUGGCAAUGGUGGCAAAGUGGCUUUUGGAAGAGUUGGGGUAGUUGGAAGUGUAGGUAAGGGAUUUGAGGGCAAUGGUGGUAAUGUGGCCUUGGGCAGUGUUGGUAUCGAGGGCAACGGGGGCAGGGUGGCCUUGGGCAGUGUCGGUGCCGAGGGUAGUGGAGGCAAUGCCGUCUUGGGCAGAGAGGGAAUCGCGGGCACUACUGGCAGUGCUGGUGGAGGAGCUGCUGCUGUGUCCAAGAGGUGGCGAGCUGCUUGGUUCAUUUGGGUGCUCGAGAACGACAAGACUGCGACCAAAGAUAGAACGAAGAACUGCUUGGGAAGAGUCAUCAUUGAAAUUAAUGGAGCUGCCAAGGCAAAUAUGAUCUAUAAAAAUGGUGUUUCUUGUUAUGAGAAGACAGUACUUCAUUGGUUUUUAUAG
Rosa rugosa (rugosa rose) is the source of this 1686-nucleotide messenger RNA. RefSeq lists its product as uncharacterized. The transcript is spliced from 4 exons. Bases 1 to 1686 code for a protein of 561 amino acids. The record is from RefSeq and is a predicted model, not a curated record. NCBI's taxonomy places the organism in Eukaryota, Viridiplantae, Streptophyta, Magnoliopsida, Rosales, Rosaceae.